Molecule: messenger RNA, 1110 nt
Organism: Pseudocercospora fijiensis CIRAD86
Lineage: Eukaryota; Fungi; Ascomycota; Dothideomycetes; Mycosphaerellales; Mycosphaerellaceae
Exons: 1
Coding region: 1-1041 (346 amino acids)
Biological process (GO): iron-sulfur cluster assembly
Cellular component (GO): cytosol
Molecular function (GO): 4 iron, 4 sulfur cluster binding; ATP binding; ATP-dependent FeS chaperone activity
Source: RefSeq, a predicted model, not a curated record
AUGGCGCCGUCGCUGGAGGAGCCUGAGCCUAUCCAACCGGUGGACGAUGCACUAGACGCAGCAUCCAAGGCGAAACCGUCAUUAGUAGCCCCUGAGCCUGAGCAUUGUCCCGGUCCGGAGGGCGAGACUGCUGGGAAAGCUGAUGCCUGCGUCGGCUGUCCAAAUCAGCAAAUAUGUGCUUCACAAACGCCAAAAGGACCCGAUCCAGAUAUUCCUAUCAUCACUCAGCGGCUGGCACAUGUGAGGCAUAAGAUUUUGGUCUUGUCGGGCAAAGGGGGCGUCGGCAAGAGCACAUUCACGACCAUGCUUGCGCAUGCCUUCGCUUCGAAUCCCGACAGCCUGGUCGGUAUAAUGGACACUGACAUUUGCGGCCCCUCGAUACCAAAAAUGAUGGGCGUGGAACGCGAAACGAUACACGUGACGAACACCGGCUGGGAGCCAGUCUGGGUGAGCGACAACCUCGGAGUCAUGAGUGUUCAAUUCAUGCUUCCCAAUCGAGACGAUGCACUCAUCUGGAGAGGUAACAAGAAAACUGGACUUAUUAAGCAGUUUUUGAAGGAUGUCGAGUGGGGACAAAUGGACUAUCUCGUCGUCGACACCCCGCCGGGAACGACUGACGAACAUAUUAGCGUGAACAGCUUGCUGAAAGAAUCUGGCAUAGAUGGAGCCGUUCUGCUAACGACACCUCAAGAAGUCAGCUUAUUGGACGUCCGAAAGGAGAUUGACUUCUGCAAGAAAGCUGGCAUCAAGAUCAUUGGACUCGUCGAGAAUAUGAGCGGCUUUGUGUGUCCAAAGUGCACGCACCAAUCCGAAAUCUUCAGAGCAACUACCGGUGGAGGGAGACGACUGGCAAAGGAGACGAGCAUACCUUUCUUGGGCUCAGUACCACUGGAUCCUAGGAUCGGCAUGGCCUGUGACUAUGGCGAAAGCUUCUUUGACAACUUUGGUGACUCACCUGCUUGUGCUGCUCUCAAGGGAGUGGUCAGAAGAGUUGCCGAAAUGGUUGGAGAGAACCCAGACGACGUCGUAGCAGAUGUGUGAGCUUACUUGCACAAAAUGGACGUACGAAGGCCACAUGGGGAUGCCUAGAGCUAUGUCUUUGACGCUCGC